CUAGAGAAACAGGCCUAGGCAAAAUUUUCAAAACCCUAGUGAAUUUGUUCGCACACGCUUGAAAUCAUCGAUUUUCAAGUUUGAUUUGUUUUUUAUUUCUGUUUUUUGAAAUUAGAGUUUUGGGAUCAGAUUCAAACCCUGGUUUUUUAAGCUGUUCUGAUGAACCCACGGGGUCGGUAUCCGCCGGGGAUCGGCAACGGCCGGGGCGGAAAUUUUCACUCAAACCCUAAUUUUCAAAACCGAAACCCUAAUUACCAACAACAACAGUAUUUUCAGAGACCACCGAUGCAGAAUCAGCAGCAACAGCAGUGGCUGAGACGGAUUCCAAUUGCUACUGAUUCGCCUGCGAAUGAAGUUGAGAAGACAGUACAGUCCGAAGUCGUUGAUUCGAGUUCCCAAGAUUGGAAGGCACAGCUAAGGGUUCCUCCACCUGAUACUCGCUACAAGACAGAGGAUGUAACUGCUACAAAAGGAAAUGAGUUUGAAGACUAUUUUCUGAAACGGGAACUACUCAUGGGGAUAUAUGAAAAGGGAUUUGAAAGACCUUCUCCCAUCCAGGAAGAAAGUAUUCCAAUUGCUUUAACUGGAAGUGAUAUUCUUGCUAGAGCUAAAAAUGGAACUGGGAAAACAGCUGCCUUUUGCAUUCCUGCAUUGGAAAAAAUUGAUCCAGAUAAUAAUGUAAUUCAAGUUGUUAUACUUGUUCCAACAAGAGAGCUUGCUCUUCAGACAUCACAAGUGUGCAAGGAACUUGGGAAGCAUUUGAAGAUUGAAGUCAUGGUCACCACAGGAGGAACUAGUUUGAAGGAUGACAUCAUGCGUUUGUAUCAGCCUGUACAUUUGUUGGUUGGAACUCCUGGAAGAAUUCUGGAUCUCUCUAAAAAAGGAAUAUGCAUUUUGAAGGAUUGUUCCGUGCUUGUUAUGGAUGAGGCUGAUAAGCUGUUGUCUCCAGAGUUUCAACCUUCAGUGGAGCAACUGAUCCGUUUUCUUCCUCAGAAUCGGCAAAUUUUAAUGUUUUCAGCGACAUUUCCUGUGACUGUCAAGGAUUUUAAAGAUAGAUAUCUGAAAAAGCCUUACGUUAUUAAUCUCAUGGAUGAGCUUACUCUCAAGGGUAUCACUCAAUAUUAUGCUUUUGUGGAAGAAAGACAGAAGGUUCACUGCCUAAACACUCUUUUCUCUAAGCUUCAAAUCAAUCAGUCGAUAAUUUUCUGCAACUCUGUCAAUCGGGUUGAACUGUUGGCCAAAAAAAUUACAGAGCUUGGUUAUUCGUGCUUCUAUAUUCAUGCUAAGAUGCUGCAAGAUCAUCGAAACAGAGUAUUUCAUGACUUCCGUAAUGGUGCAUGCAGGAAUCUGGUCUGCACUGAUUUGUUUACAAGGGGGAUAGACAUUCAGGCAGUCAAUGUUGUCAUCAAUUUUGAUUUUCCUAAGAACUCUGAAACAUAUCUGCACAGGGUGGGUCGUUCUGGAAGGUUUGGACACCUUGGCCUGGCAGUUAAUUUAAUAACUUAUGAAGACCGUUUCAACUUGUAUAGGAUCGAGCAGGAACUUGGGGCUGAAAUAAAACAAAUUCCUCCACACAUAGAUCAGGCUAUUUACUGCAGGUGACUUGAGAUGAAGUCCUGCCGGCUGCCAAUAUUCGUAUUGAAACUAUUGGGAGGCUUCAUGGGGAAGAUCCUAACUAUUGAUGUUAUUAUGAGAAGAUGGUUGGUGGCCAAUACAUCAAGUCUUUAUAAAGCCAGGGAGGAAUUAGCAAACCACAUUCUUAUCUAUUGUGAUAGAAUCAGAAAGAUGCGGGACAUGUUAUUAGCAAUCUUCGGGCUAUAGUGGGUAUUUCCAGAUUCUUUGAAACAGCUCCUUUUCAUUUGGAAGGUGAAGGGCUUGGACAAAAGACACAGGUGUGGAUUAUGGCUUCUCUUUGUUUGUUUUGGUGUGUGUGGUGGGAAAGAAACAAAAGGAUCUUUGAUGGGGAAGAGCUCAACAUCUACAAACUGGCAAAAAACCCUUAUGAGGUCUCUUUUGAAAUCGUCUGGAAGCCUGUUGGAGAGGGAAUGUGUUUCUCUGUUGGAUUUUUAUUGAUAAUUUGAACUACAGAUAGUGGUUUUUUCUGUUCUUGUCUUUGGUGCUGAUUUUAUUUUUAUUUUUGGGUUGUUGUUGUCAUCAUCUAGGUGGCUUAGCUUGUAUACUCCUUGCCUACAUAGAUGAUUGAUGCUUUUUAAUA
Molecule: messenger RNA, 2215 nt
Organism: Vitis riparia (riverbank grape)
Lineage: Eukaryota; Viridiplantae; Streptophyta; Magnoliopsida; Vitales; Vitaceae
Product: DEAD-box ATP-dependent RNA helicase 8-like
Exons: 10
Coding region: 160-1602 (480 amino acids)
Biological process (GO): P-body assembly; cytoplasmic stress granule assembly
Cellular component (GO): cytoplasmic stress granule; P-body
Molecular function (GO): RNA helicase activity; ATP binding; mRNA binding
Source: RefSeq, a predicted model, not a curated record